This is a messenger RNA of Amphibalanus amphitrite, 2210 nucleotides long. RefSeq lists its product as uncharacterized. The coding region runs from base 1 to 426 and encodes 141 amino acids. Lineage: Eukaryota; Metazoa; Arthropoda; Thecostraca; Balanomorpha; Balanidae. The record is from RefSeq and is a predicted model, not a curated record. The transcript is spliced from 3 exons.
AUGAUUUACACUUACAUUUUCAGUAUAAAUACUACGCUACCUUCGGUGCGACUAGAGGACCUGUGGCAGCCCUACCAACCGGCGCGGUUCCCGACAGAUGGCGUCUACUCUCCCAGAGCGCCGCAGGGCUGGCACACUGCCAACACAGAGCUACCCUCGGCAGCGCUCUCGUUUCCUGAAAACGUGAAUCCGCCUCCGGGCGGUACAGUCUCUGACGCAGCUGCCGAGCCGGACCUCGGUACAGUCUCUAACAUUGAGACCGUGGACAUCUGGGACUGGUCGGCCCAGCAGCAGCGGAGGCAGCCGCCGCCGACAGCGACGCUGUUCGAGUCACCCAUCGACAGCCUGAGAGCGAUGGAGGAAAGGAGGCGCCAAGGUCAAUCCAACUACACACCACAGGCCUGGUCCGAUCACAGCGUUCACUGACAUCCUUCAACGUGACGUAAAAAUGACGUCACUAAAACGAAGCGGAGACAGAUUCAGUCACUGCCGGGUGUAUUUGAGCAGUGCUUUGUGACGCAGAUGACAUCAGAAAGGAAGAUGUCAGGAAAGACAAUUGAAUGUGGGCGGAAUUCGAAUCGUAGCGCACUGUUGUGAUGCGAUUAUUACGUCACUGGAUUAGUUGACGUCAGUUGUGGUCAACUGUGUGAGGUGUUUACCUGCUUGAUAAUAACCAUGCGAGUGAAAUGCUUCAGUUUGAAAGUGUUGUCCGGUUCGACUUCGCUAUUUUCCCGCUAAUAAGAGUGGAAUUAGGAAUCGGUAUAGGUACCUGUGGUCAGUCAUCUAAUUCAAACUAGAUAACUCAUCUUCCAAAGUAAAAUAAUAUUGUUUGAGUAACUACUGAACACCAUAUAAUAAUUCUUAACCGUGGAUUUGUGCAUAAUGUAGUGUUGGGUGAACUCAAAGUAUUCUUCCAUAAUAGCUUCGCUGUGCGUGCAGUGCUCCAGCUACUCCAUUUAAAUGUCACGUGCAUUUCAGUUUCUGACUCUGUAUGCUCAGAUUUAUACACAUUUUCUACAUGACACCCAUGACACUUUUUUGUGUGUUUCUCAAAUGUUUAGUUCAGAAAUCUGUUCGAUUGUGGUAUAUAAUAGCCGGAGAUUUAGACGUGCCCAUGGUGUGUCAAAAGUGGAAAUAGCCGCCCGGCUUUAGUUCGCCAGCCUUGUCAAUAGAUGGCAGUACCACAAUAUGGGCAGCGGAUCGUGCAAUUGACGUCAAAUUUUGUUAUCUGCUAAGAAUUGAAUGGCGGAUCUUUCCAUGCAAGAAUCAAGUAAAUCGGUCCACAACUUUUCUAGCAACAGGGACAUGAAGUCAAACACCCUGCCACAGCGGCGGCGCGGCGGCCGGCGGCGGCCGUUACGCGCCGCCCAGGCGCGCCUGGGAGCCUGGCGGCGCUGAACGGUUCCGACUUGGCACUGCACUAAAACCUGUUAACUGCUUGGAAUAGUUAUUUUAGCAAAAUUUUCAUUCAAGUGAGGAAUAACCAAGGGCAGGAAGUAUGUAUGCUUGUAUGCGUACUGUGUAAUUCAAGAGACUGCAUUAGCAGAUACUCGCUAAUAUUAGAUCCAGCCAAGUCCAAACGCAUUCAAGGGGAUGUGAUUCUGAUGGGUCAACAAUAUUUAUCGUUCGAGGGCGGAUACAGUUUUAACAAUACAAAAAAUAUUUUUGCACAGCUCUAUUCCUUGAAUAAUUCUCUUCAACGCCUCAUUCCUAGUUAAGCGAAUUAGCCCACCCUGGUUGAAUAAAUAAGGCGAUUUCGCCACAAGGUCGCGGAAAACAGACCGAAAACGGCCGCGCUCAACGUUAAUUUGGGCAUGCAGACUCUUAAAAACUCGCAUUGGGCGGGUAGGGUUUCCUAGGUAUUGGCUCCAAAACACCGUAUUCGGCUCCCGAAUACGUCCAAGUGACCCGCCUCGUUCCUAGUUAAGCUCUAAUUAGAUCAAGUGACUCAUAAGGAGCGAAAAAGCGACAAAAAGCAUGAAUUUCCCUAUGGCGGCGGGCUGCCGGGUUGCCAGACGGCGCACCGGCUAUUUCCACUUUUGACACACCAUGCUGUUUUGUAUUUUCUCACUAUCUCGCGAUGUCGGUUUGAAUGAGUCCAUGCCAGCAAUGCCUUUCUCGGCGUGAGACGACUUGUGAAUGUUGUUGACUGCUUCGAUGCUGUUCUGGAUCUGCCAGUCUGCUUUGCAAUAAAAACACAACUGUUUCAA